AUGGACAUGCCCAGCAAGCCGGCCGUCUCGCACGACCCUCCGCCGCCUGUCCAGGUCGUAGCACGGCCAACGCGACUCCUGGACUUGCCUGAGGAGCUUAUCCGACGCAUCUUCGGGAUCGUGUUCGAUGGCCUUCUCGAAGAGUGUGAAUUGGCGCAGUACGAGUGCGACCCAUUCCCGAGCCGCCUUCUCUUCCGCUACCGUCGUCCGUCACCACGCCAAGUUCCGCGUCAGCAGAUCCAGGUCAGCAGCGGUCUGUACAACUCCCUCAAGCAGAUCUGGGACGGUUACCUCGCCCUCCAGGCCUCGGAAGCUCGCGCUUUCGACGAGCCUUUCUCCGCCUUGGGCAACAACGUUCGCUUCCUCGAUUUGGCGGAACACGAGCCUUGCGAUUCCUUUCGCAUGUCCGGCCAACACGAUCUUGACCUCGACGACUUCAAGAGUCGGCGGAAACCUCCGUCUUUCGACUUUCUGAUCGCUUUCUCGCGCCUCACCACUCUGCGCGCCACGUUCUUCGGUGGAAUACCCCGUACUUUCACAGACGCUCUGCGGUACCUUCCUCAUCUCUCCGACCUCACACUCCAGUUUCAUGGCGGCAUGGGCGAUGCUUGCUUCACGUUCGGCGAAUCGACUCUCGCGUUGCGUCAUCUGGCGCUCACGGCCGAAGCGACCGAGGACGAGGAUUUGCGUCAAUUGCUCACGAAUCUGCCAUCAACUCUCGAAGAAUUGCGCUUCUACUACACCUUUCCGGCCGGCCUUCCGAUUCCGUGGUACAGCGUUCCGCGACUUCACCUAUACUCGCCUCGAGGUUACUUCCGCGAUCCGGGCUUCGUCAUCCAGGAUCUCGAAGCGGUGUUCUCGCCGGAAGUGAGCCAGACUUGCUUCUCUGCUCUGAUGAGCGAGGUUGACCAAACGCAUCACGCUCUGGGACAGAACCCCCGCCAGGUCGUCGUCCAGGAGCUCACCAUUCAGGUUCUGAGCAUCAGCUUGAGCAAGUGCAAGACACCCGGCUCGGUGUAUUAUGAGGAAGUCAUACCGACCAUGCUCGAGCUCAUGCAGCUCGGGUCUCCAAUCAAGCACCUUCGCUUCCUCGACUUCACCGAGCUCAGAUGGUGGCAAAACAACAUCCGCAUCGUCUCAAUCGAAUGCGUCACGCUGCUCGAACGUCCACCUGACCCCGACUAUCCACAGAGUUCCGACGGAGGGAACCUCGCAAGCCUCGUGCCCUUCCUCAGCAUGUUCCCCUCGCUCCAAAAGCUCGUUUUCUCCGGCUUCGAGCUUCUCACCAACGAGUCUGUCGCUGAGGCGCCGAUUCCGCCUGGCUCCUUCACGACCUUCGUCCAGCACGAGCCUGGCCUCUCCCGCCUUCUCUACAACCUGCAGAUCAGCAGGGUGGUGGAGGUGACGUACAGGACGAGCGCGAAGAGCCUUCGCGAGUUGCGUAUCAGGCGCGACAGGCCGGCGGCGCCUUGGGAAGGCGAGUGGUGGAAUGUGUAG
This is a messenger RNA of Rhodotorula toruloides NP11, 1497 nucleotides long. RefSeq lists its product as uncharacterized. The record is from RefSeq and is a predicted model, not a curated record. Bases 1 to 1497 code for a protein of 498 amino acids. The transcript is spliced from 2 exons. NCBI's taxonomy places the organism in Eukaryota, Fungi, Basidiomycota, Microbotryomycetes, Sporidiobolales, Sporidiobolaceae.